AUGGCGGCGGCUCUCAAGGUUCCAGGAAGAGCCGUCGACAGCCCUCAGCUGCCUUUACAGAUCCACCUCCAUUUAUUUGAUGUGCUUGGAGAUCGUGCCUCGCUUCAUAAUUCCCUGCCUUUCCUCCAUGCCAGCACCGACACAGACACGUCCUGCACAGCCAAAACCGACACGUCCUGCACAGCCAACACCGACACGUCCUGCACAGCCAACACCGACACGUCCUGCACAGCCAACACCGACACGUCCUACAUAGUCAACACCGACACAUCCUACACAGUCAACACCGACACACCCUACACAGCCAACACCGACACACCCUACACAGCCAACACCGACACAUCCUACACAGUCAACACCGACACAUCCUACACAGCCAACACCGACACAUCCUACACAGCCAACACCGACACAUCCUACACAGCCAACACCGACACAGCCAACACCGACACACCCUACACAGCCAACACCGACACACCCUACACAGCCAACACCUACACACCCUACACAGCCAACACCGACACAUCCUACACAGCCAACACCGACACACCCUACACAGCCAACACCGACACACUCUACACAGCCAACACCGACACAUCCUACACAGCCAACACCGACACAGCCAACACCGACACACCCUACACAGCCAACACCGACACAUCCUACACAGCCAACACCGACACACCCUACACAGCCAACACCGACACACCCUACACAGCCAACACCGACACACCCUACACAGCCAACACCGACACACCCUACACAGCCAACACCGACACACCCUACACAGCCAACACCGACACACCCUACACAGCCAACACCGACACAUCCUACAUAGUCAACACCGACACACCCUACACAGCCAACACCGACACAUCUUACACAGCCAACACCGACACACCCUACACCGCCAACACCGACACAUCCUACACAGCCAACACCGACACAUCCUACACAGUCAACACCGACACAGCCAACACCGACACACCCUACACAGCCAACACCGACACAUCCAACACCGACACACCCUACACAGCCAACACCGACACACCCUACACAGCCAACACCGACACACCCUACACAGCCAACACCGACACACCCUACACAGCCAACACCGACACACCCUACACAUCCAACACCGACACACCCUACACAGCCAACACCGACACACCCUACACAGCCAACACCGACACACCCUGCACAGCCAACACCGACACAUCCAACACCGACACACCCUACACAGCCAACACCGACACAUCCAACACCGACACAUCCUACACAUCCAACACCGACACACCCUACACAGCCAACACCGACACACCCUACACAGCCAACACCGACACACCCUGCACAGCCAACACCGACACAUCCAACACCGACACACCCUACACAGCCAACACCGACACACCCUACACAGCCAACACCGACACACCCUACACAGCCAACACCGACACAUCCAACACCGACACACCCUACACAUCCAACACCGACACACCCUACACAGCCAACACCGACACAUCCAACACCGACACACCCUACACAGCCAACACCGACACACCCUACACAUCCAACACCGACACACCCUACACAGCCAACACCGACACACCCUACACAGCCAACACCGACACAUCCAACACCGACACACCCUACACAUCCAACACCGACACACCCUACACAGCCAACACCGACACAUCCAACACCGACACACCCUACACAGCCAACACCGACACACCCUACACAGCCAACACCGACACACCCUACACAGCCAACACCGACACAUCCAACACCGACACACCCUACACAUCCAACACCGACACACCCUACACAGCCAACACCGACACAUCCAACACCGACACACCCUACACAGCCAACACCGACACACCCUACACAUCCAACACCGACACACCCUACACAGCCAACACCGACACACCCUACACAGCCAACACCGACACAUCCAACACCGACACACCCUACACAGCCAACACCGACACACCCUGCACAGCCAACACCGACACAUCCAACACCGACACACCCUACACAGCCAACACCGACACACCUUACACAUCCAACACCGACACACCCUACACAGCCAACACCGACACACCCUACACAGCCAACACCGACACAUCCAACACCGACACACCCUACACAUCCAACACCGACACACCCUACACAUCCAACACCGACACACCCUACACAGCCAACACCGACACAUCCAACACCGACACACCCUACACAGCCAACACCGACACACCCUACACAUCCAACACCGACACACCCUACACAGCCAACACCGACACACCCUACACAGCCAACACCGACACAUCCAACACCGACACACCCUACACAGCCAACACCGACACACCCUGCACAGCCAACACCGACACAUCCAACACCGACACACCCUACACAGCCAACACCGACACACCCUACACAUCCAACACCGACACACCCUACACAGCCAACACCGACACACCCUACACAGCCAACACCGACACACCCUGCACAGCCAACACCGACACACCCUGCACAGCCAACACCGACACACCCUGCACAGCCAACACCGAUACAUCCAACACCGACACACCCUACACAGCCAACACCGACACACCCUACACAGCCAACACCGACACACCCUACACAGCCAACACCGACACACCCUACACAGCCAACACCGACACACCCUACACAGCCAACACCGACACACCCUACACAUCCAACACCGACACACCCUACACAGCCAACACCGACACACCCUGCACAGCCAACACCGACACAUCCAACACCGACACACCCUACACAGCCAACACCGAUACACCCUACACAGCCAACACCGACACACCCUGCACAGCCAACACCGACACAUCCAACACCGACACACCCUACACAGCCAACACCGACACACCCUACACAGUCAACACCGACACAUCCUACACAGUCAACACCGACACACCCUACACAGUCAACACCGACACACCCUACACAGUCAACACCGACACAUCCUACACAGUCAACACCGACACAUCCUACACAGUCAACACCGACACACCCUACACAGUCAACACCGACACAUCCUACACAGUCAACACCGACACAUCCUACACAGUCAACACCGACACACCCGCAGAAACCAACAAGGACGGUUCAUCAGAGAACGUAACUAGCGAGGACCGCAAACCAUUCCAGAGUGGCAGCUGCACAAGGAAGUCUUUAAAUUAA
Procambarus clarkii (red swamp crayfish) is the source of this 3219-nucleotide messenger RNA. Lineage: Eukaryota; Metazoa; Arthropoda; Malacostraca; Decapoda; Cambaridae. The record is from RefSeq and is a predicted model, not a curated record.